AUGGUGCAUGCAAAACACUAUUUGGACAUCAUCGAUGCCGUAAGAGUUCCGUAUAAAUGCCGGAUUCCACAACGUUUGCAUUCCGAGAGGCAAUCUGGACCUCCGUACAGAAAUAAAGUCAACAAUACCGAUGUCAUGUUUCGGACAAAAUCUACCAGUCGUGCUGCCUCGGAUAAAGAAACACCUUCACAAACACAUGAAGUGCCGCGUUCCAUUCGCUCUUGUAGGGAGAGGAACUCAACAUCUUCGAAAAAGCCACCAGCAACACCAAAGCGAGUAGCGAUAGACAAUAACCAGAAAAAUAAAACUGGAAGACCAGUCAUUACAGUUCCCGUUCAACAGAAGACAAUAAAAACCCUUUACCCGUCCAAGAACUGCAGGAUGUUACCUGAUCAGAAAACUAUAAAUCAAUAUGAAGACCUAGAAAUGCAACGGAGUGAUCAAUCUAACGACGCAUUUGAGUACCUCGAUCUGACAGAGAGAGAUGUAAUCAAGCCAGAAAAAGAGCAAAUAGGCGACAUUAGUUCUGAACGGGAGAUGAAAAUCAAUAAGUUCCAAAGAAUGAAGAUUGAGCUGAAAAGUAGACAGAAAGUUGUGGCAGCCGACCAAAGUAUAGAUAUAAACUCCACGGAUGAUUGUGGUCUGAACGCAGCCAAAAUGCCCACUGAUCAACUGUUUAAAUUACGUGCUGAGUCGAAGCUUCAAAAUACUCAUGGUAGUACAUCUUCAAAGAACAGUGGAUUGGCUAUAGACGUGAAAAAAUUUUAUAAAGUACCGUCCAAAUUAGUUGCUACAUGCGAAAGAGCUUUAACUAAAAGACAAGAGAUUAUUGACUGGCUCGACUCUUUAAAAACAAAGGUCAGUAACAUUAGCCUCACGAAAAAAAUAACCGAGUUUAAUUCGGAAAAUGAAAUGUUAAGGGCCAUUUUACAUGACGUUAAAAAUGAAUUUAGAAAAGAGCUGCAAGAAAUUGAACACUACGUUAGACAAAGAGUCAACGACACCGUGGCAAUGCAUUUACAAGCCGAAAAUAUGACGUAUAAACUAUCAGAACUAAAUGCACUGAAUGCUGAUCUUCGGAAACAGCUAUGCAGCGCAGAAAAUUCUCGAUCCCACUCAAACAGGAAUAAAAUAUUGGAACUGGAGGAGUUGAAAGAAAAACAGAAAACUUUGAAGGAUCGUUUGGCUAAAACUGAAGAGCAAGGUAAAAUUGCUACGGAACGAGCAUCUCAAUUAGAAGCUAUACUGGAAGAAGUAAACUCAAAAUUAGAGACUAAAGAGGCAAUAAUUAUCAAAUUACAAGAACAGAACCAAAAGCUACAAAGAAAAUACGACGAAGAAUUAAAACGAUUAAAUGAAUCAGUCGACGAAAAUACAACAAAUUUAGAAAAGAUUGCAUACGAUCGUGAUCAGUUGCAGACUGAGAAAGAUGACCUAGAGAAACAGCUUAAACAAUUAUCACAGUAUUAUAAUGAAUCUCUUAAUAAUAACCACAUGGAAAUGAAACUAAAUAUUGCAAAACUAGCGGAAACUGAAACAAAGUACAACAUUGAAAUAGAAGAAAAGAAUAAACUGAAGUCACAUUAUUGUGAGCAACUAUUAGAGGCUGAAAUGCGUAAUAAAGAGCUCGAAAAUAAAUUACAAGAAAUCGAGACUCAAUUAAGUAACAAAAUGGUUUUGGAAUAUGAACAAAAAAAUAUUAAGGAUGAGAUAGAAAGAGUAUAUUUAGAAAAUAAAAAUUACAAAAACCUUUUACUACAACAGACUGAGACUUUAAAAGAAAUCGAGCAAAGCUUGGAAGAGUCUCGUGAAGAAAACAAAAACUUAAAUCAAAAUUUAGAAAACCAAAAGAAUUAUAUUUUGGAACUUCAAAAUCAAGAAGAAUUAUUAAAAGCUCAGUUACAAAAUAGUGAAGCAAAAAUCGAACCUUAUGAGCACAAAUUGUUGGAGCUUAAAGAUAACUUGAAGCAGAUGCAACAACAACAGAUUGACGGAUUAAACAAAAUUAAUUCGUUACAAGACACGAUAACCAAGCAGGAAGCUGGUCUAGUGGAAGCAAAUCUGCAGAAUAAUAAGCUCUCUGAAUCAAUUGAAAAGAAACAAAUCGAAUUAAUGGAACUCUUGGAAACCAAUAAGCUACAAGAGCUCAACUUAAGAGAAAAAGACAAAGUUAUAAAAAGUCUAUCAAAUGUAGAAGAAGAUCAAUCUAACAUCAUUAAACAAUUAAGGAACGAUAUAGAAUAUAGAGCUAAUGCCGAUGCGGAGGUCUAUACU
Molecule: messenger RNA, 2274 nt
Organism: Iphiclides podalirius (scarce swallowtail)
Lineage: Eukaryota; Metazoa; Arthropoda; Insecta; Lepidoptera; Papilionidae
Source: the annotation of a GenBank genome assembly